Molecule: messenger RNA, 1749 nt
Organism: Magallana angulata
Lineage: Eukaryota; Metazoa; Mollusca; Bivalvia; Ostreida; Ostreidae
Exons: 5
Coding region: 261-1328 (355 amino acids)
Source: RefSeq, a predicted model, not a curated record
GAACGUUAUCACGGGAUUGUUUCGUAAACCUUUCCCCUGAUAAAGUGAAAAAUCUGAAAUAGACGUUUAGAAGUUGUUGGUAUGACUAAAUUUGCAAAAAAUUAGAACGAAACUUAUAUAACCCUGGGAAACUUUAAAACAUAAAUGAUAAAUGAUCUUACUCAUAUAUGAACCUGAGCGUCGAAAGGUAUUUUAUGCAGAAAUCAGAUAACGUAAAGGACCCCAUGGUUUAAAGAUCCAAGAUAUAAUCUCCAGACAACAUGACUUUGUGUCCCGAACUCGCAAAAGAAUACAAUAUUAUCACUAUAGCUAACAUAAACUCACUACAACUUAGUACUUACGACAGACAACCAGGGACAAGAGUACAAGUCUCCUGCCUUUCAAACACGUUUAAGGUACUCGGGCCUACAUCGCUCACAUGUCUCCGUAACGGGACCUGGGAUAAACAAGUUCCCAAAUGUGUAAGCAGAAAGGAGUAUAUUGCAUCACAAAUGAAACCCAAGACCACUGUUAGUCCCGUUAAACCAAAAGAAGGAGCAGCACAAGGCGCAUCUUCGACAUCAAGCAUUGAUUCCUCAUUAGCUGUUUUCUCCGGAAACCUUGUUCCUUACAUCAUCACUGUCUGUGUCCUAGCUAUAAUGUUCCUUAGUUUGGUGUUCAUACUGACAUAUUUGGUGCGCAUGCGCAAAAUCGUAAACAGAAAAAUAAACGAAAUAGAGGAGAAAGACCGGCGCCCUGCGCAUGUGCGCGCUGUGGACAGUUUGCGAUCCCUACAAUCGGGCUCUGCGACAAUUUAUGACUACUUCCGACACACCGACUCCCCGACCCUCAGCGCUUCAACCUCAUCCCACAGUACCACACAUAGAUCUAAGUACGAGACUCAGUGGGACAGACCAGGGGCGUCCCCUUUGUAUAACGACGAUCAGCAAAACAGGCAAAGAGCUUCCUCUCUCUAUGACGAAGAUCAAACAAACAGACAAAGGGCGAACUCCAUGUACGACGAAGGUCAACAAAAUCGGCGAGAAAAUGCAUCGUUAGGACGGGAUUAUGUAUAUUCAAACAUAGAUUCGAGAUUUAAACGCCAAAAAGAAGGAAAUGGUUCACAGGGUGCAUAUUUAAAUAGUGGUUUUCAAGGACGUGAAGGAUACUCAAAUGGACCUCAAGGAGUUUAUGGACAAUAUGAUCCUAGGGUCAAACGUGCUCGGAGUCACGAAAUCUUGAAAACGGCAUAUUCAAACAGUUAUGGUGAAAGAUUCAGGCGUGAAAACGACAGAGAUACGAGGUCUUUACAUCAUGCAAACGAAGAUGAUAGGUGGUUUCAGUUAUAAGAAAACAUAUUUUUUAAAAAGAACAGGAAACAUAAACAACGUGUAGAGGAAAAUCAAUGUUUUCGCAGUGAAUGCAACUUAAAGUGAGAGCAAUACUUCCAUAUGUUAAUAAAGUAAAAAGAUUACAUUCCAAAUUGGACAAUUGAUGCACUAUGAAAAAAAAAAUACCUGUUCUGUGCGGCACUGGAAACCAUUGUUGUUACUCUGCAAAUCCAUCAUAUAUUUAUAUCAGUUUUGUAAUUUAAAACACUAAAUGUUUUUAUUUUUUGUUUUAAACAUGUUUAGUCGUUAUCACUGUACCAUAUUUGUCUGAUUUUCAUAAUGAGUUAUAACCACAUAAAUCGUAAUUUAACCCAUGGUUCAUGUAUCAUACCAUUAUUUAUGCAUAUAUUCAAAUAUCAAGAACUACAUUGUUUUUUUC